AUGCGGCAGCAAAACGACGCCCUGGUGCGCGUAUUAGAGCGAGAGCGGCAGCGCGCCGACAAAGCGGUGGUGCAGGUGUCGGAGCUGCAGGCUGCCCUGAAGGAGCUUCAGAUAGAGAACCAGGUCGCGCUGAGCACGCUGCGCCAAGACAACGCGGGGCUCAGGGCCCUGGUGCGGCGGCUGCAGGCCGGCACCGGCUAUGAGCCAGUCUUUGAGGCGUACGAGGCAGAACUGCACCGCAUGCAGGCCUCAGCUGCAGCAGCUGAGGCCGCCAACGCUGCGCUCGCGUCUGAGCUGGCUUCCUCUGAGCUGGAGCUCAGGGCGGCGCUGUCGCGGGAGAAGCGUGGAGUUGGCGGGGCAGGCUUGCGGCGGCGGCACGGGAGCGCGGACGGCACCUGCGGCAUAAUGCAGGAGGCGGAGGAUGCUGAGGUGGUGCAGAGGGCGGUCGCGGCAGCCGCCCCGGGGCGGAUUCGCAGCACCAGCCCGUCGCGCCGUGGCUGCGCGGCGGCUUGCGGCGGAGGUGGUGGCAGUGGCGUUGGUGCAGGCAGCCCUGAUGCGCAGGGCGUGCGCGUGCUGCGGCAGAAUAUGCGACGCCUGGAGACGCGCGCGGCUGCGCUAGAAGAGGAGCUGGCGGUGUCCCAGCGGCGCUGCCUCGCGCUGUUGCGGUACCAGCACGCCUUUGACGGUGUGUCCCAGCGGCUGCGGCGAGCGGAGGCCGACUCGCGCCGCACCGAAAACGCAGCAGCCGCGGCGCACACACGUGCAGAUGAAGCAGAGGCGCGGUUGAGUGCGGCUGAGGCACGAGCGGCUGCAUUGCAGUCUGAGCGGGACGGCCUGGAAGCUGCCCAGAUGGUGAUGGCCCGGCAACUGGACGAGUUUGGAGCGCAGCUAGCCGACCUGCGGCGCGGCACGCGGGGCCAGCGCUUCCUGGCAGGCACAGCCACCGAUGCGGCGGCGGCACCACCCGGCUUGGCAGCGACCGCAACGCCUCCCAUUGCACAGCGCCGUGCCGGGCGCCUGGCGUUGUCACCGGCAGCAGGCCACGGCCACUCAUCGGCUCAGCCGCUGAUCAGCCAGGUCGGCGACCUGCUGCUGACCCUGACGUCCGCUGUUCGGAGCUUUCGCCAGUUCCGCAAUGCAACUGCUACGCACCGCACCUCGCGGGCGGCGGCCAACGAGCCGGCCGCAAUCAGCGGCGAGCCCUUUUCGGCGCGUGUCCUCUCGGUCACAGCAAGCGGCGGCCCCGUCUACGAGUGGAAGGCCAUUGCGGCGGCCUCUCAAGACAAGCUCACCGUUGAAGCCAACACCACCGCCAACGUGACAUUCACGACGCGCUACCAGCGCAACGAGACGGCAUUUGCCCCCUACACCCUCAAGGGUCAGGUGGAGCUGCGCAACCUCAAGGCAGAGCAUGUUGUGCUGGAUGGCCCCGUCAAGGUUGUUGUGUCCCUCAAACGGCCACCUGGCGUCACCACGGGACCAGAGGUCAUUCAAACCCCUGUCUAUGCGGCGUGCGGCAAGGUUGCACCCAUCAAGGUGCCAGCUCGGCGAGGCAGUCAUGCAGGCACAAUCAAGUGCAGCUUCGAAACAAGCCUGCCGCAGGCUGAGGCGCUGAUGCGUGCGGCAGAGGCGGCUAGGGAGGCCGCAGCGGCGGCUGCGGCACUGGGCAGCCAGGAGGCAGGGCGCCUCAGCAAUGGGACAGAGGCAGCGGCAGCGGCGGCUGCGCAGGAUGCCACUGCCCCUGGCAACGCCACCGCUGACCAGGCAGCCAAGGGGGUUUCAAACUCAACUGGAUUUGCGCCUGCAAAUCCAAGCACGAUUACAAACACCUCAGCAGUCCCGGCCUCUGAUGCUGCGGCGGUGACCGCCAACGGCAGCAGCACGGUCAGCGUGGCGUCGAUUGACGGAGGGGCGGCCAACGCAGCUGCGACGGCGGCCACGGAGGCCUCGAUUGCCAACACCGCUGCUGGCGUCCUGCCGGCUUACACUGUCGUGGGCGCUGUCCCGUCUGGCUCCGCGGCAGCUGGGCCAGGCGUGGACGCCGCAGCCCUCACUGCUGCGGCUGCUGCUGAGCCGAUCGUGCCGGACGUGUCCAUCUCAGUACUAGCUACACCGCUGACCGGCGCGGCUUCAUCAGCCAGCGAUGCUGCUGCUGCCGCGGCGCCCGCCGUCAGCGAGCCCUACAAGGCAAUCUUUGAGGUCCCAGAAAAGGCCUGCGUCGUCGCGUCCGAGGCGUUGAAUGGCCCCCUGGCAAAAUAUCUCAUCCCCUCGAGCUCGUCCAUCACCCAAGGGCUGCGCACCAUCUGCGGAAGCGGCGGACAGUAUUCGUACGACGCGCAGCUUGGAAACUUUGACGCCUCCGCCUGCGGCACCAACACGCUCACCAACGCUCCAGGCGUUGCGCACGGCGGUGCGGCGGCGCCUGUUGACACGGCCAGCGCUGCAACGGUGCACAUCAAUGUGGUAGGCUGCAACCACACGCGGAUUGCAAGGCCAGACAUCUCUAUCACCAAGCUGCAGGUUGUCAAUCUCUUCAACACCACGUGGCGCGUGCUCGCCCAUGCUGCGCCAGCGACCUUAGAGGCUGGUGCAGGAGGCGGGCGGGUGUUGCGUGUGCCUGUCAACGGGACGGCCGCGGCGCGAUUCGUGGUCAACCUGGUCAAGGGGCCACCUCAAGAGCUGGGAUACCGCCUCAGGGGUGAAAUCAGCGUCGCCACCGCCUCCCUCAUUCCAAGCGUGCUAUCCGUGGCGCGCGUCGCCAUCACCAGCGCCGCCGGUGCUACAUCUUACGUCGACCUCCACUGCCCUCCGCCCGUCAUCAUUGGCUCCACGCGCUGCGCAUUUGACGCACCCUGGCCCGCCGGCGGCGCCGGCUCUGUCCAGGCGCAGCUUAGGACGUUUGCCUCUCGAGCUUGGGAUGUCACCAGCGGCACGCCAAAAGCCUUUGACUUCUCCAGGGCACAGGAUAUGGACCUGGGAGCCUGCGUCAGCGUCGAGCGCACCUACACGGGGCGCUCCAUCAUCAACGGGACACACUGGGUUGCACCGGGCAAGCCUUUGGCCGGCCUGGUCAGCGGCGUUGACUCCUUGUUGGGGACAGUGGGCGUGAACCUUACGCACUACGGCUUGCCGGCCAGUUCCGUCGGCGAGAUCACACGGCUGCUCAACCUGCCCGUUGGGCGCCGCCGCCGUGUCUUGCUUGCCGGUGGCGAGGGCGAGGUGCUGGUCGGCCGCGCGGCCAACGCCAAUGCGACCUCCGCGGUGAUGGGCGGCAGCGAGGCCGAGGAUGUGUCUGAUCCGUUCGAUGCAGCCGCGCUGGCACUCAUGCCGUUCGUGCACCCCCUCAAGGUGCUGUCAGGCGCCGUGCCACCUGGCCCCAGGUCGGGCAACCCCUUGAAGUUCUGCAGCAAUCACACGCUCAGCUGGACAGAGUUGUUUGGAGGUGCCAAGGUUGACGCCUGCGGAGACAUGUACAACGCCCUCAGCAACCUCCUGAUCACGCCUGACUUCUCAGGCGCCGGCGCGCAGCCCGUCCUGUCGCGCAACGUGAGCCUUCCCGUGCUUAUUGCGGGCUGUGCGCUGACACCGACCGCCAAGCUACUGGCGAUGCACUCCGCGGCCGCCAAGGCGCACACAUGGAGCGUCUCGGCCCAGCCGCAGGACAAGAAGACCAUUGACAUCAGCCAGCCGUCCCACAAGCCGGCUGUGGCCAAGUUCCAGGUCACAUUCAACCGCACCACCACCUUGACAAACUUCACCCUGGAGCCGGCCAUGGUCCUGCUCAACCCCUUCGCCAAGCCCCUGAACGUGGCCGGUGUCUACGCAACCAUCUCCAUCAACGGCCUCCCAGAUGUCGUAAGCGCGCUCCUCUGCAAGGGCGCGGUGAACGGCAGCACAUCGUUCGUCCUGCCGCCCACGCCCAGCGCGGGUGUGCCCGUACCCAUUGGGUGCGUGGGCUCCAUCCCUUUGCCAGGGCCCGCAAUCGGCACCAUAUCGGUCACCACCGUCACCACGUCUGCUGGCAACAUCACCAGCCCGCACGCCCUUUUUGAUACAAUCAGUGGCGUCGACGACAUCUCAGCAGAAGAGGGCCGCUGCGCCACCGUCACGGGUGCUUUUGCCGGCGGCCGUCCCGCUGGCUCAGUUGGGCCCGCGCCAGUGGUGGCGGGUCUGGUGCCGGCCAAGGUGGGCGGCAACAUGCCGCCACAGUCCAAGGUUGAGCUGUGUGAGCCGCGCAAGUUUGUGUUCAACGCGACUUUUGGCCCCUUUGCUGACAAGUUCACUUCUUGUGGCAGCUUCAUGGCCCGCUAUGUGGCCACCAUUCCCGGUGCAAGGAAGUCUUCCUCCGCCUCCACCCCCAUCAACGUGCGAGGCUGCGCCGCGCCUCUGCCACUGCUGAGCCUGGCGUCCCUCAAGCCGGUAAACGUGGUGUCUUCCUACGCCUGGUCUGUCACCCGCAAGCUUGUGCCCCAGGCCACGCCCAAGUUCAACGGACUGCUGUCUUUGCGCCACGACCAGUCCCAGCUGCUGGACCACGUUGUCUCCUUCACGCGCUCACCCGCCAGCAAGGCGGCGGUCAGCAAGCACCAUGCGGUCGGGGUGGUCAACAUCACCAACCCCAGCGACAAGCUUACUCUUGCAAUUGCAGGGGUUCAUGUCUUGCUUGUUCACAAGGGCGCACCCAACAUCACGCUCAACGCAAAGUGCCCAGGGUCAGGCAAGGGCGGCGCAGUCUCACUGCGGCCGCUGGAGACGCUGCGCUGCACGUUUGACGGGGUCGUUGCUGAUGCGCGGCCGUCGCUGGCACAGGCCGUUGCACUGCUUGCCGAUGGCCGUCACGCCUCUUCCACCAACGCCCCGCGGGCGCUGAGCUUUCAAAACGCUCAGAAUGCAUCAGAGGGCGACUGCGCCAACGUGUGGGACGACUUCCGGCUGCUGAGCAGCCCGUGGGUGGCAAAGGCCGGCUCGCUCCAGGCGGCGAAUCUGCGGUAUGUUGGAGAGCAGCCGCCGAGCAUUGAGCUGGGAGAAGCCCCUCUGAGAAUCUGGUAG
Messenger RNA from Monoraphidium neglectum, 5049 nucleotides. RefSeq lists its product as hypothetical. The coding region runs from base 1 to 5049 and encodes 1682 amino acids. The record is from RefSeq and is a predicted model, not a curated record. The transcript has 9 exons. NCBI's taxonomy places the organism in Eukaryota, Viridiplantae, Chlorophyta, Chlorophyceae, Sphaeropleales, Selenastraceae.